AUGGUGCUCUACCGGGAAUAUCUCCUUCGCGACUAUCAAGCCGGUCAUGGGCCAUACUAUUCCGACCUGCUCUUCUACGACAUGGCGUCGAUAGGGGCGCUGGUCUGCCAAGAUAAAACCGCACCAGAUUUAUUUGAUGUCUUCUAUGAGCGUGAUGGGAAGCUUCUCUACGCGGCGCCGUACCGCAUCUCACACCGCAUCCAACAGCACGGCCUGCCGCCGACGUAUCUCUUACACGGAGAUGCGGAUGCAGCUGUGGGCGUGGAGCAGGCUGAUGAAGUUGCGGGUGCGAUUCUGGGAUGUGGAUUGACGGUUGAAUAUGAAGGCCCUCACGGGGAGGACCACUUUCUGGACAAUGGAGAGGAGUACCAAAAUCCGGCACUAUACAACUUUGUGAUGCAGUAG
Messenger RNA from Penicillium riverlandense, 405 nucleotides. RefSeq lists its product as uncharacterized. The record is from RefSeq and is a predicted model, not a curated record. The coding region runs from base 1 to 405 and encodes 134 amino acids. Lineage: Eukaryota; Fungi; Ascomycota; Eurotiomycetes; Eurotiales; Aspergillaceae. The transcript has 2 exons.